Messenger RNA from Pelobates cultripes (western spadefoot toad), 17095 nucleotides. The record is from the annotation of a GenBank genome assembly. NCBI's taxonomy places the organism in Eukaryota, Metazoa, Chordata, Amphibia, Anura, Pelobatidae.
CCGGACACGGUGCCCCUCUGUCCCCUGUCUCUGUGCUCCAUGCUCUGCCCAUCCAUGUGUUUGUGUUUGGUGCUGAGUGCUGGCUCCUGGGGGCUGUCUGUGUGUCUGUCUGUGAGGGGGUGCAGGACAGACUGACAGUCACUAGGACCCUGUGGGAGCCAGCAGCUGGCAGUGCCAGGAGUGUGCCCUGUGUAGCCCUGGCUGGGAGUUAUGGGGGUGGCAGUCCAGCUGUAUAGAAAGUGAUGGAUUAAGGGGGGGUGGGGGAUAAAGGGAAGUGAAGGCGGAUCCACGUGGUGCUCACACAGACAGACAGAGAUCCUAUUGUUCCCAAUCAAUUACAGGCAGCAGCUCCCUGCUACAGGCUGACAAAGGGCCAGCCAUCUCACCCCAAUCUGGGCUCCAGGGUACCUGCUCCUACAUCCUGCUCUCUCACACCUGUCUGCAGGUAACUGGGGGCUGCUGGUAUAGGGGUACAGCAUGGGGGGCGCUGGGGGCACCUCUCACCCUCCCUGGGGGGCUACUCAGCACGUUUCCCAGAGUUGGGGUGCCCUGCCUAGAAGUUAACAUGGAGAGCAAAGUCCUGGGAAAGUUAGAAUGGGGGUUGGGGGGACUUUAACUGGAGUUGGGGGGUUGUUUGCAGGAUGGGGUGUCAGUGGGGGGAAGGUUUGAAGUGCUGGGCUGUGAAGGGGGUGCAGCCUUGAUUUGGGAAGGGUUUGCUGGGGAAUGAGGGGCAUAGUUGGGGUUUACACCGUGUUUUGGAGGGGCAGCAGGAGCAGCUGUGGGGUAAGAGUGCCACAUUGAGGGAUGGGGGUUUAAUAAAUGUAGGGGGUGUUGAGGGUUAUUUGGGGGGUUAAUGAAUGCAGGGGGUGUUGAGGGUUAUUUGGGGGGUUGCUGGGAGUGAGCAGGGGGUGUUGAGGGUUUAAUGAAUGCAGGGGGUGUUGAGGGUUAAUUGGGGGGUUUAAUGAAUGCAGGGGGUGUUGAGGGUUAAUUGGGGGGUUUAAUGAAUGCAGGGGGUGUUGAGGGUUAAUUGGGGGGUUCCUGGGAGUAUUUUUGGGGUGUACAUUGUGUCUCUGACUAUUGCUCGGGGUUUCUCAUGGGGGGGGGGGAUAUUUUGGGGUCAGUAAUGUGUUUGCUGUGUCUCGGUGAUGGCUGAGGGUAGUGUGAGUUGGCUUCUGUGGGAGGCCCUCUACCCGGCAGCACAUGGCCCUCGGGGGCCUCUUUGUCUCGGCCGGUCAUUAACCCGUGUCUCCCCGCAGGGAUCAUGCCCAGGAAGAAGGUCACCGACGGGAACGGAGCGGCCCGGCCCGGGGGCAGGAAGAAAGCCGCGGCCUCUGGUAGGAAGAGAGACCGCGACGAGUUCAGCAGCGACGAUGACGAUCUGGACGCGAGCCCGGGGUCUGACGGCGGAUUCCAGGCCCAAAACAACAAGAGGGGCCCGGGGAAGGGGGCCAGCAAAGCCCCGGCUGCUGUGAUCGUCACCGAGCCCGAGCACACCAAGGAGAAGAUUGUAAGCUCCUGGGACCACUGUGUAUUAUACUGUAUGCUAUUAAUGGCUAAUAUCACCCAUUCCAAUACCAUCCAAUACCAACUCUGGGCUUCAUAGAACUAACUAUAACAUUAUCUGAUACCAAUAGAACUAUAACAUUAUCUGAUGCCAGCUCUGGGCUUCAUAGAACUAACUAUAACAUUAUCUGAUACCAGCUCUGGGCUUUAUAGAACUAACUAUAACAUUAUCUGAUACCAGCUCUGGGCUUUAUAGAACUAUAACAUUAUCUGAUACCAACUCUGGGCUUUAUAGAACUAUAACAUUAUCUGAUACCAACUCUGGGCUUCAUAGAAAUAACUAUAACAUUAUCUGAUACCAACUCUGGGCUUUAUAUAACUAUAACAUUAUCUGAUACCAACUCUGGGCUUUAUAGAACUAUAACAUUAUCUGAUACCAACUCUGGGCUUUAUAUAACUAUAACAUUAUCUGAUACCAACUCUGGGCUUCAUAGAAAUAACUAUAACAUUAUCUGAUACCAACUCUGGGCUUUAUAUAACUAUAACAUUAUCUGAUACCAGCUCUGGGCUUCAUAGAACUAACUAUAACAUUAUCUGAUACCAGCUCUGGGCUUUAUAGAACUAACUAACAUUAUCUGAUACCAGCUCUGGGCUUCAUAGAACUAACUAUAACAUUAUCUGAUACCAGCUCUGGGCUUUAUAUAACUAUAACAUUAUCUGAUACCAACUCUGGGCUUCAUAGAAAUAACUAUAACAUUAUCUGAUACCAGCUCUGGGCUUUAUAUAACUAUAAUAUUAUCUGAUACCAACUCUGGGCUUCAUAGAACUAACUAUAACAUUAUCUGAUACCAGCUCUGGGCUUUAUAUAACUAACUAUAACAUUAUCUGAUACCAGCUCUGGGCUUUAUAGAACUAUAACAUUAUCUGAUACCAGCACUGGGCUUUAUAUAACUAACUAUAACAUUAUCUGAUACCAGCUCUGGGCUUUAUAUAACUAACUAUAACAUUAUCUGAUACCAGCACUGGGCUUUAUAUAACUAACUAUAACAUUAUCUGAUACCAGCACUGGGCUUCAUAGAACUAACUAUAACAUUAUCUGAUACCAACUCUGGGCUUUAUAUAACUAACUAUAACAUUAUCUGAUACCAGCUCUGGGCUUCAUAGAAAUAACUAUAACAUUAUCUGAUACCAGCUCUGGGCUUUAUAUAACUAACUAUAACAUUAUCUGAUACCAGCACUGGGCUUUAUAUAACUAACUAUAACAUUAUCUGAUACCAGCUCUGGGCUUUAUAUAACUAACUAUAACAUUAUCUGAUACCAGCACUGGGCUUUAUAUAACUAACUAUAACAUUAUCUGAUACCAGCACUGGGCUUCAUAGAACUAACUAUAACAUUAUCUGAUACCAACUCUGGGCUUUAUAUAACUAACUAUAACAUUAUCUGAUACCAGCUCUGGGCUUCAUAGAAAUAACUAUAACAUUAUCUGAUACCAGCUCUGGGCUUUAUAUAACUAACUAUAACAUUAUCUGAUACCAGCACUGGGCUUUAUAUAACUAACUAUAACAUUAUCUGAUACCAGCUCUGGGCUUUAUAUAACUAACUAUAACAUUAUCUGAUACCAGCACUGGGCUUUAUAUAACUAACUAUAACAUUAUCUGAUACCAGCACUGGGCUUCAUAGAACUAACUAUAACAUUAUCUGAUACCAACUCUGGGCUUUAUAUAACUAACUAUAACAUUAUCUGAUACCAGCUCUGGGCUUCAUAGAAAUAACUAUAACAUUAUCUGAUACCAGCUCUGGGCUUUAUAUAACUAACUAUAACAUUAUCUGAUACCAGCUCUGGGCUUUAUAUAACUAACUAUAACAUUAUCUGAUACCAGCACUGGGCUUUAUAUAACUAUAACAUUAUCUGAUACCAGCUCUGGGCUUUAUAUAACUAACUAUAACAUUAUCUGAUACCAGCUCUGGGCUUUAUAUAACUAUAACAUUAUCUGAUACCAGCUCUGGGCUUUAUAUAACUAACUAUACAACUCUGGGCUUCAUAGAACUAACUAUAACAUUAUCUGAUACCAGCUCUGGGCUUUAUAUAACUAUAACAUUAUCUGAUACCAGCUCUGGGCUUUAUAGAACUAACUAUAACAUUAUCUGAUACCAGCUCUGGGCUUUAUAUAACUAUAACAUUAUCUGAUACCAGCUCUGGGCUUUAUAUAACUAUAACAUUAUCUGAUACCAGCUCUGGGCUUUAUAUAACUAUAACAUUAUCUGAUACCAGCUCUGGGCUUUAUAUAACUAACUAUAACAUUAUCUGAUACCAGCUCUGGGCUUUAUAUAACUAACUAUAACAUUAUCUGAUACCAGCUCUGGGCUUUAUAUAACUAACUAUAACAUUAUCUGAUACCAGCUCUGGGCUUUAUAUAACUAUAACAUUAUCUGAUACCAGCUCUGGGCUUUAUAUAACUAACUAUAACAUUAUCUGAUACCAGCACUGGGCUUUAUAUAACUAUAACAUUAUCUGAUACCAGCUCUGGGCUUUAUAUAACUAACUAUAACAUUAUCUGAUACCAGCUCUGGGCUUUAUAUAACUAUAACAUUAUCUGAUACCAGCUCUGGGCUUUAUAUAACUAUAACAUUAUCUGAUACCAGCUCUGGGCUUUAUAUAACUAUAACAUUAUCUGAUACCAGCUCUGGGCUUUAUAGAACUAACUAACAUUAUCUGAUACCAGCUCUGGGCUUCAUAGAACUAACUAUAACAUUAUCUGAUACCAACUCUGGGCUUCAUAGAACUAACUAUAACAUUAUCUGAUACCAGCUCUGGGCUUCAUAGAACUAACUAUAACAUUAUCUGAUACCAACUCUGGGCUUUAUAGAACUAUAACAUUAUCUGAUACCAACUCUGGGCUUUAUAGAACUAUAACAUUAUCUGAUACCAACUCUGGGCUUCAUAGAACUAACUAUAACAUUAUCUGAUACCAACUCUGGGCUUUAUAUAACUAUAACAUUAUCUGAUACCAGCUCUGGGCUUUAUAGAAUUAAUAUUAUUAUUUAAUACCAGCUCUGGGGUUUAUAACGUGUACGGUGAGCUUUAUUCACUAAAUACAGAAUUAUACAAAUUCUCCAACCUAAUUAUAGUCCCCAAAUUGCUGUAUUACCCAAUAUAUUUUAUCUGUGAACCAUUCUAGAAAACCCCAGUGUCUGGUAUUUCAUAUAUUGCUUUUUAGUUAAACAAGUUGUGGUGUUCUUUUCACGCCUGUAAUAUCAUUAAAUAGCUGCACAAUCUGAAUGCUUCAGGUACUUUUUCUUUUUGUAGAGAAAGAUAAUCUUUCAGCAGAUGAUUCUCAUAUUAUUUUCUAUAUAAAAUUAUUGAUGGAGUGACCAAAUAAUCACUACUUAGAGCCUAAGUCUGUAAAUGGCAAAGACUUUCCCGGAGGUCCGAUCAUUUUAAAGAAGGGGUUCUGUAUUCAGGGCUUCAUGAUCUCUCUUGUAGGAAGGAGGGCUUAGAUUGGGAGACCCUGCUUUUAUAUAAAUAAAAACAAACUACUGUUAAUACCCUUGUGAAUGUUCUUUGACGUGUGUCUGACUAGUUCUGACAAAUAGUAAGGUAGCCGCACUGUUAUCAUCCAUUUAACCAUCCCUACGCACUUGCAAUACAAAGCACAAACUCUUACAUUGCCAGUGUUACCCGUCCAACCACUGUAACCAAGUAAUUACAGCCAUGAGCCACUAGCUUCUAAUGUGGUUUACGUCUCUAAACUAUGUACAUCAGAUUACCUCUGCUUCUACAUAGUCUGUCUGAGAACACUCCCUUCAUUUUCAGAUGUUUUCUGCUAAUAAUUGUAGAAUUAAUGCAAAUUUUUAACUGAUACCAUGCAAUAUUGUAAUGAGCUGUCUGUAAAGCCGUGUGUGGCCCCCACGUUUAAAAGUGGGAUAAGCAUAUAGAAAUACAACUAAAUGUAGCACCUGCACAAGGAAUGGUCUGUUUCUACUUUUUGUUAGUCUUUACUUUGUCCAAUACCCAUUUAUUCUGGUCUGUCUAUUCUUAUAGAAACUUGAAGGCUCCAAAGCAAAGGGACAACUUCUAAUCUUUGGAGCAACCAACUGGGACUUGAUUGGACGUAAAGAAGUACCUAAGCAGCAAGGUGAGUUAAACAGCCGACAUGAUAAACUGGUUAUGUGCCCCUGCUGCCAGCAUUGUGAGUGCUGACAUGGGGUAUGUGGAGGUUUUGGGGAUAUCUUUAAAGUGAUGGUAAAAGGGACAGAACACGUGUUUAGUGAUGCUAGAAAUCUGUAUUCUAAAAUAUCCGGUAACGGAUAAGUUGCAAUAUAUUAUAUACAAGUAAUAUACGUACACAGAUCCUAUGGUGAUGGUCUCUAUACAAUUGACCCUUUAAAAUAAGACCUAAAAAAACAAUAGUGCAGUAAGGGUAUGUGAAUGAGUGCUUGAGUAAGUUCACACUCACAUUUACUAGAGCUAACUCAGAGCUCAGCUGUUAUUACGCAUGGACGAAACAAUCCCCGUCUCAGUAUGUAUAUGGAACAAUAGGCGUCUUGAUGGUCUCAAGCAGCUGAUAUGUGGUGAUCUAUAGAGAAUCCAAAUAGUGCAAUAUAUAUACUACCAAAUAAAUAAAAAGAAAAUAUAAAAAGACGUACUUACGUUUGCUAGAGCAGAACUUGCUCUUGUCAGUAUAGCAUAGGUGGUAUAAUGCCCACCAAGGAAUAUGAUGGUAACAGGAAGUAAAGGAGUUGAAAUCCAGAGUGAUUAAAAGGAUAAAAAUUACUAUAUUAGAAAAAUAAUAAAAUGCUGUAUAAAAUCACUCAAAGUCCACUUAACGCUGUUUCACCUCUAAAAAGGCUUCUUCAGAAGUGGUUUUUAUAGGUGAAACGCGUUUAGUGGUCUUUUUGAGUGAUUUUAUACAGCAUUUUAUUUUUUUCAGCACUUUUAUAAAGGUGUCAAGUUGCCCCGUUGUCAUCUGGGAGGUUACUCUUCAUGAUCAUUUUGAACCCAGCACAAUUCAGAAGGAAUGUAUCUUCUCGAGGCAUUGUAAUGAGUGCUUCACUGCAAUAAGCAUUGCUUGCACUGAGAGGCCAUAGUUGUGUAUGCACCGUGCCUCUCAAAGCUUCUCUAUGAUGAGCCUACUAGUGGCCAGAUCUUGAUCUCAUUGAUUUAAAGUAGUUGUGGUGCCUGCAAUCCCUGCUGUGGGAUAAAGCUUUUAACAGUGAAGCUAGCGCCCACAGGCAAAAUCACUGACAGAAUUGUGCUCUAUAUUAUGUCACAAAGAUACUCUCUCCGUGGAUUGCAUCUCCGUUGUUUCGUCCAUGUGUAAUAACAGCUGAGCUCCACGCACUUUAACCACCAGUGUGUUGGAGUGUUUAUAGUGCCUACAUUGUCACUUUCUAUAGCACUAGAAGAGAAGGGUCUAAUAGUGACUUUACAAGACGUGAAUAAUCUAUGCAAACAUUUUGUGUCACAUUAAAGGGACACUCCAGGCACCCAGAUCACUUCUGCAAUUGGAGUGGUCUGGAUGCCAACUCCCAUCACCCUUAAAGGACCACUAUAGGCACCCAGACCACUUCAGCUCAAUGAAGUGGUCUGGGUGCCAGGUCCAUCUAGUGUUAACCCUACCUGCUGUAAACAGCCGUUUCAGAGAAACUGCUAUGUUUACAUAUGGGUUAAUCCAGCCUCUAUUGGCUGUCUCAUUGACAGCCGCUAGAGGCGCUUCCGCACUUCUCACACUGAUUUUAGUUUUCCUAUGAGACUGGCUGCGCUCGGCUCUUGCUGCGCAUGCGCAUUCAGCCAAUGACUGACUGGGAAAGAAGGAGAGUCCCCAGUGCAGAGGGAGCCCGGCGCUGGAAAAAGGUAAGGGAUUAUGUUUUCCUGGCACUAUAGUGGUCCUUUUAAUUCUGCAAGUGUAAUUAUUGCAGUUGUUAUAAACUGCAAUAUUUACCUUGCAGAGUUAAGUCCUCCUCUAGUGGCUGUCUAUCAGACAGCCACUAGAGGGACUACCGGGUUCUUAAAACCCAAAAAGUGUUUUAAACGAUGCUGGACGUCCUCACGCUAUGCAUGAGGACCUCCAGCGUUGCUGGAGUCCCCAUGGGAAAGCAUUGAAUACUGCUUUCCUAUGUGGAGGUCUAAUAUAUGCGCGCGGCUAUUGCCACGCAUGCGCAUUAGGUCUCCCCUGCCGGCUAUCGUGGGCGGAGCCUAACCAAGCGCCGAGGGACAUCGGCGCAGGAUUCAGGUAAGUCACUGAAGGGGUUUUAACCUCUUCAGCAACAUGGGGUGGGAGGGAGAAGUGCACCAUAAUCUUGCCUUGUUACACCCUGUUUCAAAGUAUUGUCCUUUCUUCACCAAAUGUUAAUUUUUUUUUUUUUUUUCUCCAGCUGCCUACCGUAAUCUGGGACAAAACUUGUGGGGGCCCCACCGAUAUGGCUGCCUGACCGGAAUACAGGUCCGGACUGUGGCUUCUGGCCCAUGCUCAGCGCACAGUCUCCUUAUCACCACGGAGGGCAAGCUGUGGAGCUGGGGUAUGUAGAUGUAGAAGGUGGAAGUACUCCGAGGCCAGUAAAUCUAUUGCUUCUACAGAAUGAAUUGUUCUAUAAAAUGGCAAACUGCAGCCUGUAUGGGAGACUGUUUUUGUUAUUUUGCUAGAAGAAAUUACGCUUCCUUGUCUAAGGUACACACAUAGGGCUAGUUACUAAAGCAGAGUAGGGGAUUUCGAACUUAAGGCAGUAAUUCCAGAGUUAAAAAAAAAAAAAAAAGUGAAUUGGAUAAUUUGUCUAAUUCUGCUUUUUUUUUUUUUUAAACCAGGUUAUCAUAGCAUAAAAGCUGUUUAGUGGAGAUCUAUAAUCUCUGCGUGCAUUAUCAUUUAAGAUUCCACUGAGAACUUCCCCUGCUUGGUUGUGUUUUGUAAUAUUUUUAUUAUGGGAUUUCAAUUAUGGGGUUUCAAUCAAGUUUGUGUCUUUAAUCAGGGCACCUAGCCCAAUAAAAAGAAAUAUAUAUUUUAAAUACCCUUCGUCCCUGAUCAGCUAACUGUUGAAUCAGAGACUAGGGUACAGAGGUCAGGUUGGUGGUACCAGUUCCACCUAAAUGUGGGCUUGGACCCAAAUAUUUACAUAAAAAGAGCGUAAACACAAUAAUCGGAUAACUCCCCUGAAAAGAAGGGGGAACUCCCAAUUAGUCUGGUAAUGAUGGUAAAAAGGAACGCCAAAUGAUACAAGAAACUACCUAUAAAUUGUCAGAAAGAAGGUAAUAACUACAGGGAAAGCAUCUAUUGAUAUUAGAGGCACUGAAUAAACAUGUAUCCUGACAAAAGCAGUGACACACUGCAACUUUAUUAACUAUACUGUAGAGAAGAUACAGUGUAUCAGUGUCUUCAAAAAGCUUAUAACCCUAAAAUCCUAUGUGGAUCAAACUCAGUAUCCAAAUCUCAAUUAAAGCAUACUAAAUGUUAGGAAAGGUGAGAUAUCACAUGGGAUGAUCCACAAAGAAAACGAAAUAAAUGUAGUAACUUGAAAUCUUAUUAUGGAUAGGUGUGGAGGAGACAGUAUAGCAUAGAAUAAGAGUAAAAACGAAAUAUCUGUAACUAAGUAGCUUAACAACUGUAUAGAGAGAGAUAUAUGAGGAAUAGAGAACGAUAUAGGCAGUGAUUAAUAUAAUUGGAGAAAAUCCCCUGAGAACAAACGCCACUAUUCUAAUCCUCUAUCUCCUCAUAACACCUUCGUGGGUGUUCUAUAGUAAGUUGCUAACUAAGCACUGUCCCCUUACACUAAUUCCACUACACUAACCAAGCUCCAUAAAAAGUUAGCAUUUAAAUUAACGAAAAAAACAAAAGUGAAAGUCUAUAAGGGAUUCCCUCGUGCAUAGUGAGGUGCUCGAGUGAGUGGAGGGAAAUCCAAGAGAAAAAAACCAGACGCGCGUUUGAGUACAAGACUCCUUCGUCAGGGGCUGAAAAUUGCCGCCCGAACUCCCCCGGUGUUUAAAUAUAAAUUAACCAAUCCAAAGAGUUAAAAUGGAUAUCGUCAUUGAUGACGUAUCACUUAACGGCCACGUGGGGUUACCGUGGGCGGGAUAUGAAACUGCAACGUCAGAAUAAUUGACAAGCAGUACACUCCCUCUUAGCCCGAACGGUGAACAUUCCUUUUACGAUUUUUAUAUGUUUAAGAAUCAACUUAUAAACAUUAUUGAGAAUACUCGUUGGCCUUUCUGACUGUUAUUCUCCACAUUAAUAUAUAUACAUGCCUCCAAAUAGUUUAUGAAAAUUUCGCCGAUCGCUAUAAUUGUAUACAGUAGUUAUCUUGAAAUUAUUUAAAAGUGUAGACAGUCAAAUCGUUGCAUUGCCCAUAUCUCCAAUGAGAAUAUCUUCCAAUUAUAGUAUUAAAGGUAUAGAUAUAGUUAUGCUUUUCUAUAAUAAUAUUCAGAUAAAGGGACAAAAAGAAAGAGGAUGGGCAAAAAAAGUGAGAGGGGGGGGGGAGUUAAGGAACUUAAAUUAAAUCAAGUGUAAUAUUAACCAGUGAACCAAAAUUACUGGACUAAGCGUUAAAAAGAAAAUGUUGGCUAAUAUCUAAACUGACUAAGGUAUAAAAAUCUAAAUAUUAACAUACGUUCUAAAAGGUGUAGAGACUUCCUAAAUAAAUGGGGAAUAUGAAAAACCUUCAUUUAGUCCCCUAGGGGACAAUGUUUUUAGACGGUAAAUCCAAUCGCAUUCUCGUCUUCUCAGACGUUGGUCCCAAUUGCCUUUCCUUUGGUCUGGUUUAAUUAGUUCGAUGCCCAAAAAUUUGAGGACACUAGGGUCCCCUUUAUGGGCUAUCUUAACAUGUCUAGAGACAGGAGUUUCGAUGUUCAUAGCUGUUUUAACUGAAUUUACCUGUUUAGUUAAUUCAAACAAGGGUAAUAGGAUUAGUAUUGGUUUAGAUUUUUGCAAGUCUAGUAUAAUCUUUCUCUGCAUUCUCCAACCUUGUUCAUUUAGCGUCUGAAUGUACGCAUUGACACGUGUUUCCUUAACCUCCAUAUGGUGCUCUGUGUCUUUCCUAAUCUGAUAGUCAGUGUGAGUUCUGAAUGCAGCCGUACUGUGCGUGACCAGAGUGAUAUCUUACCUUUUGGUGAAUGGUGGCUUGGGCUAGCAGUUGGUAAGGGAUGGGAAACUCACACGUGACAAAGUAACGAUUGUGUAAAAUGUCCCAAGUGUGGUAAGCUGGCUGAUCUGUGUUUAGUGUUCCUGGUGUACAUUGUGAGACUGUAUGCCACCUUCUGUGUAUUUCCAAGACGCGUUUUAAGCUGCAGUUGAUGGUGAGCUUGUUAAUAAACCUGUUACCGUCCAUUGGCCUCUUUGUCACAUGUGGCAUUUAAAGUUUGAAAAAUCUUUGCUAAUUCCAGGUCGCAACGACAAAGGGCAGCUGGGACAUGGGGAUAUUAAGAGAGUGGACUCCCCGAAACCUAUUGAGAGCCUGAAAGGCGAAGUGUUUGUGCACGCGUCUUGUGGACGGAACCACACACUGGCGCUGACAGGUAGCACUGCUUAUUUACUGAUGAUUUUCAUGUGUUGUCAUAUAUUUGUGUGUUUUUUAAAUGACCUUUUCCAUGCCCCCCUCCUCGUUUUUCCUCAGAGAACGGAUCUGUCUACGCAUUUGGAGAAAAUAAAAUGGGCCAACUUGGUCUUGGAAACAAAACUGAUGCCGUGCCAAGUCCUGCCCAGGUACUGUGUGCACCCAUCAAUCCCCCUGACCCUGUGUAUUCCUUCAGCCAAACUAAGUGUCUGUUCUUUCCUUAGAUCCUGUAUAACGGGCAGCCCAUCACAAAAGUGGCCUGUGGGGCCGAGUUCAGUAUGAUCAUGGACUGUAAGGGAAACCUCUAUUCCUUCGGCUGCCCAGAGUAUGGACAGUUGGGUAAGGAUUCUCCUUUAACAUGCAUUAAUGACAACAAAAACUAUACUGCACAACGUAUUGCACAACACAGAAACUGGCUAUCGCAAUGAUUUAAUCCUGCAAUUAUUGCCUGUCCGGCUACCUGUAUGGAGGGUGCAUUAUAUUUACGCCCUCCCCUUACUGUGAGUUAUCAAGGACCUUGAUCUAUAGCUCCGUACAUAAAGCGGUUUUAUGUUAUAUUGAGCUGCGGCAGAGUGCAGUGUCCAUGGGAUAUGCUCAACUCACUCAGAAAGUAAUAUUGAGCAUCCUGAUUAACCAAGUGCCUUCGUAAUUGAAGCAGAGCUCUUUGCAGAAGCUGCAAAGCCAAGGAAUUUGCAGCAAAUGCAAGAACCUUUUUGUCUUUGAAAAGCACACCCAGGAGUGACCCCUUAAAGGAUCCUUAUAGUGCCAGGAAAACAUUAAGCUGAAGUGGUCUGGGUGCCUAGAGUGUUCUUUUAAUAUUGGAAAUGGGAAGAUAUUCUAUUAGUCCUCAAAUUCUGUGUUUUGUAAAAGUUUUAGGUUAACCAAAAGGGUAAAACAGCAGCUGAAAACGUUUACCUCUGAUUUGAUAUGAACUUUGCAGUUUAACUGUCAAUUCAUCAAAACCUGUCUGAUCAUCUAAGGGUUUAUUAUUUAUUUUAUUCUCUCUCAAUUAAGGACACAACUCUGAUGGUAAAUACAUAGCACGUGCUCAGCGUAUCGAAUAUGACUGUGAGCUGAUAGCGCGCCGGAUUGCAAUAUUUAUAGAGAAGACAAAGGAUGGUCAGAUUCUGCCAGUUCCUAAUGUGGUUGUGCGAGAUGUUGCAUGCGGAAUCAAUCACACGGUUAGUGUUUACUGGCAUCACCAAAUGUUCUUCCCCUCUGUUACAUGUCAGGGAGGGUUAUGUACUAAACUUGCAUUUUUAACAAAAGCAGAUAUAGCUAAAUAAUUUUAUGUUUAACCCCUAAUAUCUCUUUUUACUGUCAUUUAAUUUGAUGACUGCAAUAUAUGAAUACAGAAGCUCUGUAUAACCUGAGUUCAUAUCAAACUGUUUUUUGAGAUGUUGGGCAAAACCAAGGGUCUUCUGGCAACCAAAACAAUCUUUCAUACGUGAAAUUCUGUACGACCGGGGCCAGACUUGGCUGUGGGCAAAGCCCUGAUUUGUCAAACACCACCAGGGGCCAGAGCUCCUAAUUUAGAGAGCUCCUUUAAAGGGACACUAUAAUCACCAAAACAACGUAAUGAAGCUGGUUUGGUGCCCCUACAGUCUCACUGCUCAAUUCUCUGCCGUUUAGGAAUUAAAGCACUUUUGUUUCUGUUUAUGCAGCCUUACCCACACCUUCCCUGACUGUGACUGGCACAGCCAGCAUUAAAACAAAAUGGUUUUCAUUUUCAUUCAGAUUUACAGCACAGUGUGUUUUAAUUUAGACAUUUUUAUCUCCUGCUCUUUAAAUUUAACUUUAAUCACAUGCAGGGAGGUGUGACUAGGGCUGUAUAAACAAAGUGAUUUAACUCCUAAUUGACAGAGAAUUCAGUAGUAAAACUGCAGGGGCAUAAGCUACACAGCAAAACUGCUUCAUUAAGCUAAAGUUGUUUUGGUGCAUGUAGUGUCCCUUUAAUCUUUCGGGGUACUUAUUGUACAUUACUGGUAAGUUGUGUUUGUUUUUUUUUGUAAAGAGUCCUGAGCUGGCUGACCUUACAUUUGUGCAUAUUCCAUGCACAGAUAUUCAUUUGUUGCUGUCUGACUAUGAAUGUUCCUCAGUAGCCGGACGCUGAUCUCCCAGCCUGGCAGGACUUUGACAGGAGACAAACUGUUGUAAAAUGGGUUGUCCCCUUAUUGGGAACAUCACAAGGCUCUCUAGCAUCAUAACCACUGUAGUAGUUGUGGUGCUCAGAGUAACCCUUAAUCUAUGCCCCAAUACUAUUACAUUUCCAUGAUGCUGUAGAGCUCUGCUGCCCUCUUGCUGUUACAAAUAUAAUUGCAGUUUUCAUACAUUUUUGUCUACGCUGUGCUAAGAUAGUUCUCUGCUGAUUAAUAAACAAAGUAUUGGUAUGAGCACUUGCUUUGCUUCUCAAACCUCUCCAUUCUGCUUGUGGACUGCCAAGAAAUUAUAGAUUUUCCUAUAUUUGUACAGCUUGUGUUGGACUCUCAGAAGCGCGUCUUCUCCUGGGGAUUUGGUGGUUAUGGCCGGCUAGGACAUACGGAGCAAAAGGAUGAGAUGGUGCCACGACUGGUAAAGCUGUUUGACUUCCCGGGUCGUGGUGCAUCUCAAAUAUACGCUGGUGCCACCUGUUCUUUUGCCGUCAAUGAGAUGGGUGAGAGAAAUUAUUAAUCUAUAAAACAUUUAUUUUGUUUUAUAAGUUCUGAUCUCUUGAGGCUUUAUUUAUUUUAUUUUUCUUCCCAUCUUCAGGUGGAUUGUUUUUCUGGGGAGCAACAAACACUUCACGUGAUUCCACUAUGUACCCCAAAGCUGUGCAGGAUCUGUGCGGAUGGAAGGUCAGAAGCUUGGCGUGUGGGUAAGGAUUGAUGUCAUGUCUGUUGUGCUUUGCAGCUUUAAAAUACAAUUAAUGGAUUCCAUGUUUGUCCUUUUUAGUGUGAAAUGCUUUUUAUUUUUCCCUGGUAGACCAUUUGGGUCACUGCUUUGCUCACCUACCUGUAAGGCCAAACUUCCUGGGUUACACAAAUGUACGUUCUAUAAUUAAACUUUUGCCACUUUUUAAAAUUUUGUUUUCUUUAAACAAUCCUAUUCACAAAAACCUCCAAUGCCUAAACUAGCACACCUAGCGCCGACAUGCAAAUGGUGUCAGUGAUAUUCUCCAAAACCUCUAAAUCCCAGUUGUACCGUAAACUUUGGUUUGGGCCAGAGACUGUAAUACUGAAACUACAUAAUAUAAAAGUCAAAUUAUCUGUGUUCAAUAUAUCAUUUCAUAGACGUUGGAGAAGUCUAGGCACACCAACAUUGUGUGCAGUUACAAGCUGUAAUGGAACUUGGCCCACGUCACGACUCUUUGUUAAAUCUAAGUUCACAUUGUGUGACUGAAAUGUUGUCUCGUGUGUUCCUUUAAAGCCUGUCAUGCCACAAAAUGUUUGUGUGCCCUGACUUCUAUCAGAAUCUUGUGCGAAGUUGGGCCUCCCUAUUGUCUGGAGCCUUAUUCUGUCAUUUGAACAUAUUUGUUUACCGGACUGCAGUCCUUACAUUCAUGAGUUUAUGAAGUCUUGUGUUAGUGGCAUCCUCCCCGAUUAGCCAUGUAACUGCAGUGAGCGUGCGCAUAAAGGAUAAUUGCAGCAUAGGAAUUGGAGCAGACACUAUAGAAACUAAUGGAACCCUCAGUCUGUCCACAUAGAGUAUCGCACUUAUUAUAGAUGACACAAUGUAACAAAUGUUAGCCUGAUACCGCCUUGCAGUUAGUGUUUACCUUCACAUUACCAACGUCCCCACAUCCACAACAAAUAAACCUAGACUGGUUUUAGUCUUUGUUGCCAUGGUAGUAAUGUCGGCUGUCAGAUUCAUAGCAGGUACUUAGUAUUUUUCAAUUUUGUUUUUUCCAGGAAGAGCAGUAUUAUUGUAGCAGCCGAUGAAAGCACAAUCAGCUAUGGCCCUUCUCCAACCUAUGGAGAGCUGGUAAGUGCGUUUUUGUUUUUUUUUUUUGGUUUUUUUAUUGAACAGUUCUCUGUGCUGUAUGAAAUCCCAGUAGCCAAAAAAGAAAUCAAAAUAAAUAUAUAUAUUUCUAUUUAGUGUGUAUUUUCAGAUCCCAUGAUCUUUCAGACCAGAAAGUUCUUGACAGUCAGCACAUUACAUUCUGGAUGGCGCAUAUUGUUCCUCUUUGAUCUAAAUUACAUCCUAUUGUUACAUCAAACGGCAUUUGCUUCUCUCCUUAGGGCUAUGGUGACAACAAGGCCAAAUCCUCAACUACUGCGCAGGAAGUAAAGACGCUGGAUGGUGUCUACGCAGAGCAGGUAAGAUAGUGACUGUCCCCACAGUAGUCACUGACCCUUUAGUGUCUCGCGAUAUUGUAACAUUUUCCUUGAAUCCUGUUUUGCAGGUUGCGAUGGGUUAUUCGCACUCGAUGGUCGUAGCACGGGACGAGACUGAGAAAGACAAAGAGAAAUUGAAAAAGCUCCCAGAGUACAACCCCCGUACCCUGUGAUGCUGAAUGAACCUCCUGCCCUGCGAGGAGAUGCAAUAUUCCAACCACUCCUCUCCCACCCCUAAAGACACCUUUCAGUGCCACCUACGACUGCCUGGCAGGCAUCUCCAGUACUGAAAGGGUUAAGGCAGCUGUAUCUCGCCGAGGGUACCAGGACUUUGCUCGUUCUUACAUUCCUUCUACAUGAUCUGCAUUCUCUACUUUUGUUUCUCCCAGAAACUGGCUGAAAAAUGUUUUCCUUCCUUUUUCUAAAUCUUUACAGAGACUAUUGACCCAAUGUGUUUGGGGGAUUUAAAAAGGGAGCUAGGUGGGCGUCUGAUUAAAGGCCAAGAAAAAGACUGCAAAAUACUGGUACCUCUCACCAUUUUAACCAGCCACUUCCUGGUACUAUUGCGCGCAGCCUUUGGCCUUCGUAAAACAAUAAAUCAAACCCAAGGAGCUUGUUCCCGAGUUGCAGAAAAUGCUGUAGGUAUCUCUAGGCAGCUGUCUUGUGUUUUAUUUUUAUUUUUCCUUUUAAAUAAUCAGCAGGCGCUUGGUCCAGCCUCGGCAUUCCCAAAUCUUUUCAGUUGGACAGAAUCGGUGCCUUGUGAAUGAGCAUAGAUUGACUUUUCAUUCCAGCACUUCUGGUGCCUUGUUAACCUCCCAUUCCCACCAGUUUGUUUCAUAGUGUUCUUGUUAAAGGUGUCCAGCUGUUGGCUCACUGUCAUGUGAUUGAGUGCAACUCUCAUUAUGCUCAGCCAUUUUGCUGGUAGUGGGAUUUGCAGACCUUUGAACAGCAGGUAAAGUUGCAUCGGGCACUAAUUUUCUGUUAUGUUGUGUUAGAAUUUAGAAAAGAAUGAGGAGAUAAAGUCUUUAUAGAAACUGCUAUUGUGUAUUGUUUAUCCUCCAUUAAAAAUUUCCCUAGCCCAGUAAGCGUGCCAGGGAUCUGGGCAUGAAGAAUCUGUCCGUAUCCACAGCUUAACUUCAGAGGAAAAGGCAGCCACUCAGUACAGCGCUUAUUACUGCUUGAUGUUAGAGCAGGAUUCUGCCGAUAGCCAUUAUUUUUGUGCAUUAAUUUCCACUCCUGUCCCAAAACUUGGUGUGGGGGGAGGGGGAGGCGGCUCAGAAUUAGUUUGAAACCAUAUUGAGCAUGGUUGUAUGGGUCAUCCUAUGGUGAACUGGUUCCUGAGCCAUGUUUUCCACAGAUUACCUGCUCCAUGGCCUUAAAUGUUAAUAUACACCCUAUGCAGCCACUCCAAUUAUUCAUCUCCACAUCUUAAUUUGUUAAAUGUAACUUUUUUGUUUAUUCUCCCCACCCAGCUCUGUCACUUAGGGGAACAUGUCUGCGGUUGGGUAUAAUAACUCUAGUUCUUGAACUGCAAGUCCCAUUAGGCUUCCUUGUUUGGGGGGUGGAAGUAACCUGCCCACUCCUUGUGGCUCCGCAGUUAAACCAAACCACAGCAAUGUCUUCCUAUGGUAGUCUGGAUUGAUCUAAGAGGUUUGUGGGUUACUGAUGUAUCAUUCUGUUACAAGUUUUAUAUUUCAUAUAGUUCAUUGUCUAAAUAAAGACGUCUUUGUGUAAAAACUUCA